UGAGUGGCCAGAGACCUAACGGGGCUUUGGGACCUUGGACGGGUAGUUGCUUAAAAUCGCAGGAGUGUGAACGUGGGGUGCAAAACGGACCCCCUUCGUCGCGGCUCGUUUCUGGCAUGAUGGCGCAAAGGGCCUUCCCGAAUCCUUAUGCCGAUUAUAACAAAUCCCUGGCCGAAGGCUACUUUGAUUCUGCUGGGAGGCUGACUCCUGAGUUCUCACAACGCUUGAACAAUAAGAUUCGAGAGCUUCUUCAGCAAAUGGAGAGAGGCCUGAAGUCAGCAGACCCUCGGGAUAGCACUGUUUACACUGGUUGGGCAGGUAUUGCUGUGCUUUACUUACAUCUCUACGAUGUGUUCGGGGACCCUGCCUACCUACAGAUGGCACAUGGCUAUGUAAAGCAGAGUCUGAACUCUUUGAGCAAGCACUCCAUAACCUUCCUCUGCGGGGACGGGGGCCCCCUGGCGGCCGCUGCUGUGGUGCAUCACAAGAUGAACAACGAGAAGCAGGCGGAAGAGUGCAUCACCCGGCUGAUUCACUUAAACAAGAUUGAUUCCCGUGCUCCAAGUGAAAUGCUCUAUGGAAGAAUGGGCUACAUUAGUGCUCUUCUGUUUGUGAAUAAGAACUUUGGAGAGGAAAAGAUUCCUCAGAGCCAUAUUCAGCAGAUUUGUGAAACAGUCUUAACUUCUGGAGAAGACCUAGCUAGAAAGAGAAGGUUCACAGGAAAGACUCCACUGAUGUAUGAAUGGUACCAAGAAUAUUAUGUGGGGGCUGCUCAUGGCCUGGCAGGAAUUUAUUACUACCUGAUGCAGCCCAGCCUUCAAGUGAGCCAUGCGAAGCUACAUAAUUUGGUCAAGCCCAGUGUGGACUAUGUCUGCCGACUGAAAUUCCCUUCAGGCAACUACCCUCCUUGUGUGGACGACAGCCGUGAUCUGCUGGUCCACUGGUGCCAUGGUGCCCCCGGGGUAAUCUACAUGCUCAUCCAGGCCUAUAAGGUGUUCAAAGAGGAACGGUAUCUCAGUGAUGCCUGUCAGUGUGCCGACGUGAUCUGGCAGUACGGCUUGCUGAAGAAGGGGUAUGGGCUGUGCCACGGCACCGCGGGGAAUGCCUACGCCUUCCUGUCGCUCUACAACCUCACACAGGACGCGAAGUACCUGUACAGGGCCUGUAAGUUUGCUGAAUGGUGCUUAGAUUAUGGAGAACACGGAUGCCGAACACCGGACACCCCCUUCUCCCUCUUUGAAGGGAUGGCUGGAACAAUAUAUUUCUUGGCUGACCUCCUAGUGCCCACAAAAGCCAGGUUCCCUGCGUUUGAACUGUAAAAGGAAAGUGCCCCCUCUGCAGCUCACUGCAUGAACCUCUGUUACCAAACCUUGGCUAAAGCAACAAUAGAGUCAAGCUCUGUAUGUAAUUUAGUUGACUGUUUUUUUCAGAAUAUGUCUUUAGUUCAGUUCCUUUUUGUUACUGACUUUUGUUUUAAAACAUCCAAGGAAAUCUUAAGUAACUUCAGUUUCUCCUAAAGGGAGGGUAGGUGAUAUGUAUAAUAUUUUGAGGGCAUAUAUGUGUAUAUUUCAGAACUUAGGGGCAAUUGUAUUCUUACUUAAGCUUAUGAAUAUAAUCAUCUGUUACUGUUCUAAAAAUAUUUAAAAGAAACUAAAUGUAGACAAAGACAUGCUUCUUGUUUGAUAUUGCCCUCCACCUCUUCUCUUUAGUAUUUUAAUAACAGUUUUAUGACUUUGCUUUUCUCUAAGUGGUUGAUUAUGAAAGGGGACAAAAUUUGAAAAAGCUGUCAACUAAACACCAUUUUUCAAAUUCACAAUCUUUAUCUAAACUAGAGAUAAACAUAUUUUCAAAUUUGCCCCUUUUAGGAGAGCAUUCAGGCUAUAUAAUCAAAUGCCUUUAUCAAAAACUUCUAAAAUGGGAUGGUUGUUAUAGGAAAAUUCUGAUUGGAUGGUUAUUUCAAGAUAAGCUAACAAAAAGUUUGUUUUUUCCAGAUAAGCUAAUAUGUUUUAGAAUUAAUAUAAAUGUGUUUCUCCUUUGGAAUUAGUAAGAUCAGGAAAUGAGAUUUCUGUGUGUGAAUGUAUUACGACCCAGGAUUUGAGUCCACCCUUUCUGACUGACUUUCUCAACUUUAACUUGUGUUUUACUUAUCUUGCAAAGACUACGCUUUAUGAAGUGUUGCCUGCUUGGUACAAGCCAUAAGAUAUUUUCCUUCUUAUCUAUCUAGAUGUUGGUCUUUUCACUAAAUAGUAGAGCAUUCUACUUGUUUAAAGAGGGGGAGGGAUGCUGUAUGGCAGAAUCGCUAAGCUUUUGAUAGAAAUGCUGUUUAUUGAGACAGUAUUACCCAGUGAUCAUUCUUAGAACAAAUGGCUUUUGUCUCUUUGCAUACUCAUCAAUUUCUGAGCCCUCAGGAUUGGUUAUUUAUAUGGUAGGUGAAGAAUUCCUGGUGCUUUAAAUUCCAUACCAAUGUUAUGACUUAUGAGCUCCCAUUCCUCCUCCAUUGCUGAUUUUCCCAGGCUUUUUUCAUCUUUUCUAUGUAUAUUGACUGAUUUUGAAACAUUUCGCCGCUUUAAAAAACAGGGUCUAAGAAUUUUAAAUGUGCCUAUUUCACGGCUCUCUUGGUCACAGAAAUACGCUAUUUUUAACUGGAACUUUGAACCAAAUCCCACUGAGUGUAUGUUGGUUCCUGUGGGUAGAAAUCCCCUAUUAUUUUCCAGGUAGCACCAAAAUAGCUAAUAUUAUUGGAAACUGCCUCACCCUUUAAAGGCUAAUGACAGUGGGAUCUAAGACACAGCCCACUGGCUCAGUUCCCAGGAUUAGCUUUUUCUGUGACUUGUGUUAGUCAGGACAAGCUUGUGCUUCUCAGAUUUUGAAGUGCUGCUGGUAAGCUGUGUGCCAGCUUUGCCUUUCUCCUGAGUGUGAGCAUUUCAUAUCAACGGUGUCAGUAUUCACUGUAAAGCUAAUUUGCCUUUGGAUGGGUGUCCAACUUGAAAGAGUAGAGCCUGUAUGGUUUAGUUAAAUGUCUUACUAUACUCUACCUGCACUUUUAGCUACUAUAUUUACUAACCAAGGGAAAAAGAACAAAAAACACUUUCUACUAACCAGAGGACACUGAUCACAGUGCUUCAUCAAACAUCUUAAUUAGUUUAACUCCAGGAAGACAUCAAGGCAGGGAGUAGAACAUUUUGAAUAAGAUUCUUAUUUGUAUUUGGAUUGCAGCUUAGCUACUGCCAUCCAUUAGCAAAUUUAUCACUACUGACAUGAUUAAGUUAUCAGUGAUUAAACAGGCAAGAUUUUAUGCUUGUGCCAUUGUUUGUUUUAUUUAUGUUUACGAGCUCAGAAAGUUUGAUAGGAUUUUAAACUCAGGCAAAGGGUAUAAAACUCAGACUAAUAACCUAACGCCAUGGUAGAAACUGAAAUUUUAUACUAGUUUUCUUAGUUUUGAAAGGAAGAGGCAUCAUUUCACUUCUGUUUCUGUUAUAUCAUUUUUCCCUCAGAUAUUUUUCUCUUUGUUAAAAAAGCAAAACAAAAUGAAAAACUUCUCAAAAUUGCUUUCCAGAAAACUCAGUAGUAUCUUUUAUCUCUAUGUAAAAACUAGGUAGUAAAACCUUAAAACUGUGUCAGGCAGUGUUCAUUUAUCCUCUCGUGUGUUUCUGUGAAUGUCACAUCAAUUAUUUACAUCAAUCCUAUUGAUCUGUGGUCCCAUCAAGAAGUCAGUCUUUAAUCCUUACAGUCAUUUGACUCCCUUUUCAUCUUUGAUGUCAGUUCCAAUUAUUUGGCAUCAAAAGCCUUCACGGUAGGUAGAGUUUUAGGUAAAAGUGGCCACUUUCUCUCUUUUAUUAUAGCGUCCCUGCAUAACUUAAUUGAGAGAUAUGCUUUGCUCAUAUGUCCUCGAGUUAAUUUGUGUCUGAUUUUAUAAUGCCUUGCCUUCUCUUGACUGAGUUUGAAAUACAAAAUGAGAAGAGCGAACAUUUAUUCAUCUACUCCUUCAGCCACUUGAACUCAUUUGUAGUCCUUCUUUAUUCAUGCUGAAUUCUGUCUCCAGUGCUGCCCACCCUAAAUAGGCCAGAGCACCCCACUUCUGUGUUGUUAAGCUGUAGAAGAACUGUUUCUCUCCGACAGGUACAAAACAAAGCGUUUGGGAUAUUCAGGAAUCCUACGCCAAUGUUACAUUGCCAUUUAUUGGAAAGGGCUGGAAUUGUAUGUAUUUCUAUGUUCUAUAAAGGAUUUAACAUACUGAUUCUCAAUAAAAUUUUAUGACGAUCA
Molecule: messenger RNA, 4263 nt
Organism: Dama dama (fallow deer)
Lineage: Eukaryota; Metazoa; Chordata; Mammalia; Artiodactyla; Cervidae
Gene: LANCL1
Product: LanC like glutathione S-transferase 1
Exons: 10
Coding region: 117-1319 (400 amino acids)
Biological process (GO): carbohydrate metabolic process; peptide modification
Cellular component (GO): plasma membrane
Source: RefSeq, a predicted model, not a curated record